This is a messenger RNA of Heteronotia binoei (common prickly gecko), 2396 nucleotides long. RefSeq names its product probable UDP-sugar transporter protein SLC35A4. The coding region runs from base 1 to 972 and encodes 323 amino acids. Gene Ontology annotation, biological process: pyrimidine nucleotide-sugar transmembrane transport. Lineage: Eukaryota; Metazoa; Chordata; Lepidosauria; Squamata; Gekkonidae. Gene Ontology annotation, cellular component: Golgi membrane. The transcript has a single exon. Gene Ontology annotation, molecular function: pyrimidine nucleotide-sugar transmembrane transporter activity. The record is from RefSeq and is a predicted model, not a curated record.
AUGGUCUUUGAGAACACUUGUUGUGUUCGUAAACUAGUCAGAUCUGCAGCUUCUACGGUACUUAAGAAGGUCCUGUGGGGGCUGAUGCUUCUCUUGUCUGUUGUCAUCUACGGCUCUCAUGCACCACUUUUGACUCUCUGUAAGGACAAUGGGAAGAUCCCAUUCAGUGCCUCGUCUGUGGUGGUUUUGAUUGAGCUGACCAAGCUGGUGCUCUCCCUGGUUUUUCUACUGAUCUGGGACUGGAAGCAGUUAAGAGUCUCUGUGUCAUGGCGACAAGUGGCUCCUUUUGCUCUCUCAGCACUGUUGUAUGCAGCCAACAACAACUUAGUGGUCCAUAUGCAACUGUUCAUGGAUCCUAGCACCUACCAGGUGCUGAGCAACUUGAAAAUUGGCAGCACUGCCCUCCUUUACAGUGUGUUCUUGCACCAAAGACUAACGACCCGUAAGUGGGGAGCCCUCUUCAUGCUGACAGCUGCUGGGGUGUUGUAUACCUACGGAGGACUCCAGGAUCUUCAUGACUCUCCUGCCUCUGACAUGGAGCUGCAUAUCACGCCUGUUGGCCUUCUGCUGAUUUCUCUGUACUGUAUGAUCUCUGGCCUUUCUGCUGUCUACACCGAAGUUAUCCUGAAGACGCAGGAUCUGCCUCUCAACCUCCAAAACCUAUUUCUUUAUUUUUUUGGUGUUUUGCUGAAUGUGGCCAUCCACCUGUUAAGCGCUUCAGCCACUGGGUACCUGGAGGGUUUCUCAUUAUGGGUGCUGCUAGUUAUUUGCAGCCAAGCACUAAAUGGUUUGAUCAUGUCUGUGGUGAUGAAGCACAGCAAUAACAUCACCAGACUUUUUGUGAUCUCCGCCUCUGUGAUCGUGAAUGCCUUUCUCUCUGUCCUGUUGUUCAGCCUUCACCUCACUGCCUUUUUCUUCUUUUCUGUGCUGCUCAUUGGCUUGGCUGUUCACUUGUAUUACGGAGCCAAAUAGCUGAAGGGAAACCACUGUUGGGGAAGCUGACCGUGUACUGUUCAUGCAAAAGUGUCAGUAGCUGUGGCCAUAUGAUCAGCUUUCCUUCCUUACACAGCUUACUUUCUGUCUUCUGACUGGUUUAAAGGCACCUCUAUUGGAUUCCUUCUCUGUAAAACUGGAGAAAAGUUUUAGUACACUGUGGCUCAUACCAGCCCAUGCUUUGACUAAUCACGUUAUUAGCUACGGGGCAUGGUGUGAGGAAACAGAAGAUAACUACACGGGAGCUCAUUUUUCUGGUGUCGUUAUGAAGAGUUGCCUAAGGAGGCAGGAGAGAGGAAAGCUGCCUGGUGCAUUAACAUGGGAUUCUGAACAUAGCUGGAGGUACCCCAAAAGUAGCCAGAGCAAUGCAUCUUCCAUGGCUAAGUAUUUUCCAGAAUCUGACUUUGAAGCAUUUCCUGGGUCUACUAAGAGGAACUGUUCUUACUUUUACACCUUUGUAUGUGGUGUGAGGGCCAAAAGGAACUCUGUUUUUAGACAAUAUCAGUAUAAUCGCAUUCACUUAGGAAAGGGUCAUUUGAAUGAACUUAAGAGACUUCUGCAUGGAGGGUAUUUUGCCUCAACAUCUCUCUUCCUCCAGAAGCCCUGAUUUAGCCCAAUGUGGCGACAAAGUGCCUUUUGGAAAUUUUAUUCUACUGUGAUGUUUGUUGUGGUCUGUUCCUGAAGGAAGCUGUCACUGGAAGAGAUUGCCUGGGAAACUGAUGAUCUCAGAUUCCCAUAACAGAAUAUCUAAAAGCCAGCAGUUUCUUGUUGCUUUCUCUCCCUAAAAUAUCUUCCUGUAUACCAUGCUUUUUUCAUCUGUCUAGAAGCUAAAUUCAUAAUCCUUCCUGGAUAAGCAGCUCCAUAGUCCACUCAUGCUUAUUAUACACGACUAAAUGUCUCUUCAUUAGAACUGGGCCCUUGGGCAUUGAGACUGCCGUGUGGUGCUACUGGUGUCCAAGAAACAGACCCCUGUUAGAAGUUCUUCCUGAUUCAUACAGUCAUGAUAUCAGUAGCAUUUUUCCAUUUAUCCAGCUGGGAUCUCCCCUGCCCCUUCUGCCUCCUCAGCAAAUGCUGCAGUUUUCCCUUCUGCUGUCACCAGAUCAAGUAUUCAGGAAUGUUCUGUUUAUUUGCUUCCUAUGGGUGGGUGGGGGUGUCUCUUGCUAUGCUAAGUUAACCAACUUCAUGUGCGCACUGUCAGUAUCCAAGGAUGGGUGACUCUGGACUUCAGGCUGGGACUACCCUGGUUCCUUCAUUGCCAUUAGCUCAUUUGGGGAUGGGGUGGCUACUACCUAAGAAGUGUUGGUUGAUCAAUAUAUGUAUAAGCUCAGGUGCAACUAGUGUCAAUUCAGUAUACCAAACAAUGCCUAAUCUGGAUGUAAAAGAUUAAACCUCAUUCCAGUUUA